GUGCCCGUACGCGCGCGCGCGGUGGCGGGGCUGUGGUUGGCUUCGCGGCGGCCGCCACCGCCUCUCCCCUCCCCCUCUCCCCCCUCCAUACCCCGGGCAGCGCCGUCCGGUGAGAGGAUUUUGCGCCCCGUGUUGUCGUCGCUUAAAGUUGAAAGAUGGGGAAGAAAAGCAGAGUGAAAACUCAGAAGUCAGGUACAGGAGCUACAGCAGUAGUUUCUCCGAAAGAGAUGUUGAAUCUAAUUAGUGAAUUAUUACAGAAAUGCAGCAGUCCAACUCCAGGUCCUGGAAAGGAAUGGGAAGAAUAUCAGCAGAUUCGAGCUCUUGUUGAGAGAAUCCGUAAAAAACAGAAAGGUUUGUCUAUUGUAUUUGAUGGGAAAAGAGAAGAUUAUUUCACAGAACUAAUAAAGUGGGCCAGAGAGAAUGGUGCAUCCACAGAGGGUUUUGAAGUGGCUAACUUUGGAGAAGAGGGUUUUGGUUUGAAAGCCACAAGAGAAAUAAAAGCAGAAGAGCUUUUUCUCUGGGUUCCCAGAAAAUUGCUGAUGACUGUUGAGUCAGCUAAAAAUUCAAUCUUGGGAUCUUUGUAUUCUCAAGACCGAAUUCUCCAAGCCAUGGGCAACAUCACACUAGCAUUCCACCUUCUUUGUGAACGAUGCAACCCUAGUUCUUUCUGGCUGCCUUACAUCCAGACUCUCCCAAAUGAAUACAAUACCCCUCUUUACUUCGAAGAAGAUGAAGUUCAAUAUCUUCAGUCAACUCAAGCCAUACAUGAUGUUUUCAGCCAAUAUAAAAACACUGCUCGACAGUAUGCUUAUUUCUACAAAGUUAUUCAGACCCAUCCUAAUGCCAGCAAACUGCCAUUAAAGGAUUCUUUCACUUACGACGAUUACAGGUGGGCAGUUUCUUCUGUCAUGACACGACAAAACCAGAUUCCUGCUGAGGAUGGCUCCCGGGUUACUUUAGCUCUGAUUCCUUUAUGGGAUAUGUGUAAUCACACCAAUGGGCUGAUUACUACAGGCUACAACUUAGAAGAUGACCGUUGUGAGUGUGUAGCACUUCAAGAUUUUAAGCCUGAUGAACAGAUUUACAUUUUUUAUGGCACUCGGUCAAAUGCUGAAUUUGUGAUCCACAGUGGGUUUUUCUUUGAUAAUAAUUCACAUGACAGAGUGAAAAUAAAGCUUGGAGUGAGUAAAAGUGACAGGCUGUAUGCUAUGAAGGCAGAGGUCUUAGCUCGCGCUGGCAUCCCAACUUCCAGUGUUUUUGCCUUGCACUCAACGGAGCCUCCGAUCUCUGCUCAGCUUCUGGCUUUCCUUAGAGUAUUUUGUAUGACUGAAGAUGAGCUGAAGGAACACUUGAUAGGAGAGCAUGCAAUUGACCGAAUCUUCACUCUUGGCAAUUCUGAAUUUCCAGUGAGCUGGGACAAUGAGGUGAAACUUUGGACAUUCCUGGAAGCCAGAGCAUCUCUCCUAUUGAAAACCUACAAGACAACUGUUUCAGAGGACAAAUCCUUUUUAGACACACACGACCUUGCCUGUAAUGCCACAAUGGCUAUUAAAUUGCGUUUAGGCGAGAAAGAAAUUUUGGAGAAAGCAGUCACGAGUGCAGCUGCCAACAGAGAAUACUACAGUAAACAAAUGGCAGAAGGAGCUCUCCUCCCAAAGUAUGAAGAGAGCAAUAUCGCCUUGCUGGAGAACACUGUGGCAGACUCAAGACUCCCAAUUGUCUUGAGAAACUUGGAGGAAGAGACAGAGGAGCAAGAGGACUUAAAGAUUGAGGAAACCAUUGGUGGAGAAGCAAAUGGAUUUGUGAAUGGUGACAAUUCUUUGCUUAAUGGGACCAAAUCAGAAAAUGAAAACCUAAAUCAAGAGGAAAGCAACAGAGAGACUGAAGAUGCCAAAGAAUCUUCUUCAGACAGUACUGAUGAGGUUAAAGAAUAGCUCUAAAAUAGUUUUGACUUUAUUGUGAAAUUGAAAACUAGCAGGUGUUCUUUUCUCCUUCUUCUUUGAACAGUGAUUUACAUUGGUGUUUCCUAACAGUUCUUUCUGCAGAGGAAAAUGUUUUUUGCUGCUUUAUAAUAAAAAACACAGAUUUUUAAGUUAUUUAAAAGAUUUAGCAUCCCUUUUCUAUUAAGAUUGCCAUCUUGCUUUUGGAAGACAGGGGGUGGGUCAGAAAAAAAUGAAAAAAGAUGCCUUUGCCCCCCCUUGGUUGGGACUAUAUGUUUACUUCCUAGGUAAGAGUUCAGCUUUAUCUGCUGUCUUUCUGUUCUGUUUACUCUGACUUCUAAAAUUCAAAGCUUGUUUUCUGCAAUUUGCCCAAGGAGGUGGCAAGACUUGACUAUUUGUUAUAAGCAGAAAACAGAACAGCACAAGGAGUGGAUAGAAAAGUUGGGAGAGACUGAGCUGCGUACAGCCAGGUACACUGCUCCCUAAAAAGGUAAGGUGGCAACCUUAUUUUCCUUAGGUUUCAAAGGUUGAUAAAGAAUACAAAUUAUAUUCUAAUUACAGUGGUUUUCUAAGAAUUUUGGUUUAUUUCAUGGUUUGGUUUACUGUACAAGAAACUUUAUUCCCGUUUUCUCCUCCUUAAAAUCAAAGUGCAAAGCUACGGUACAUCCAUUAAUACUUUUUUUAAGCUUGCCUUCUUUUUCCUCCUGUUUUUUUUUAAAUGGCACUGUUUUAUUUGGUGAAGAAGAGAUUGGAAACAUAUCAGCCAGACUACAGCUUUAAAAAGUGUUGUUCAAAGUGAGGUUGCUCCCCAGCUUUUUCAGAUUUCACAAAUAGCUAGAGGUUUUCAAAGCUACACUUUUGACUAAGAAAAUUAUUAAAAGUAAAACUUUAUUAA
Messenger RNA from Elgaria multicarinata webbii, 2835 nucleotides. It is a transcript of the gene SETD3, whose product is annotated as SET domain containing 3, actin N3(tau)-histidine methyltransferase. Gene Ontology annotation, molecular function: protein binding; protein-lysine N-methyltransferase activity; protein-L-histidine N-tele-methyltransferase activity. Gene Ontology annotation, biological process: actin modification; peptidyl-lysine trimethylation; peptidyl-lysine monomethylation. NCBI's taxonomy places the organism in Eukaryota, Metazoa, Chordata, Lepidosauria, Squamata, Anguidae. The transcript is spliced from 13 exons. Bases 156 to 1934 code for a protein of 592 amino acids. The record is from RefSeq and is a predicted model, not a curated record.